Asparagus officinalis (garden asparagus) is the source of this 1921-nucleotide messenger RNA. Its product is annotated as RNA polymerase sigma factor sigC. Gene Ontology annotation, biological process: DNA-templated transcription initiation; regulation of DNA-templated transcription. The coding region runs from base 165 to 1796 and encodes 543 amino acids. NCBI's taxonomy places the organism in Eukaryota, Viridiplantae, Streptophyta, Magnoliopsida, Asparagales, Asparagaceae. Gene Ontology annotation, molecular function: DNA-binding transcription factor activity. The transcript is spliced from 7 exons. The record is from RefSeq and is a predicted model, not a curated record.
GUGGAAAAAGGGGGAAGAAACGUGACCCUUUACGACGAUGGAAAACUGGUGGUGCUCUGCUCUGAUAUUUUCCCUUCUCUUAUCUUCUUUUCUCCUAUGCGGAGUAUUAUAUUACUCUUCUUCAUAGUUUAAUCCAGAGCUCUGAAGUGAGAGCACAAAAAUAAAUGGGGUUUGGUUCCUUAGCCUCUUACAAGAGAUGGGCUUUCCCGAUCCAGCCCUCUGCUCCAAAGCAACCACUGAGACACCCUACCGCAUUGACGGGUAGGGAAGCUUUGUUCGAAUCAGGAAGAUCCACCCAUCAUCUCGUUUUAGAGGGAGGUGAGGUGUACCGAGACGCUCCAAAAGCCUACACAUAUUCCUCUGGAGCAACACAAAGCACGAGAAGCUCAAAGAUACAUGACGUGGAGCUCUAUAGAGGUUCCUACAAUUCAAGUAGCCCGAUAAACACUAUGGAGGAUUCACCUGCAUGUGUUGAAAGUCUAAGAAGAUCUAGUAGCCAUAUUCAGUUUAGCUUACUAAUGGAAAACCUUGGCGAAAUAGAGGACAUUCUUGCGGGCGGUGAUGCGGUGAGGCUAGAAAGAGAUAUUAUGCUACAUAUUGGGAAGCUUGGAGCUCUGAAAUUAUUUCGUGCAUGUCUCUCCAGGACCUUAAUGGCCCCAACUUCUAUAAACUCGGAUUUUUUACUUACUGAGAAUUUCAGGGGUUAUUCGUCAAGUUUCCCUUUGAGUAGACAAGAGGCUCCCACAAUUGUUCGUAGUGGGAGAAGUGAAGAAAGGAGAUUAAGAAGGAUGAGAGCAUCUUCAAAAAGAUCCGAGAAAGUUAAAGAUCCUAAAGUUUCAGCAUUCACCCGUUGGGGCGGGCUUGAGGGCCCUUCAGAGUCAAGAAGUAGGCCUUUCAUUGCUCGAAAGGAGGCACAAAUGGCCAAGGGAGUUAAGGAAAUUGCCGACCUAGACAAUGUCCGUUUGAAAUUGGAAGGGGAAAUUGGGCAUUCAGCCAGUUAUGCAAGGUGGGCAAAAGCAGCAGGGAUUGAUCAAAAGACACUUCAGAGGCGUUUACAAUUCGGUUGGUAUUGCAGAGAUAAGCUAAUAAAGAGCACAAACUCGCUAGUUAUGUACCUAGCAAGGAACUACAGAGGAAAGGGAAUAGCCUUUGAUGAUCUACUUCAGGCGGGAAAUAUUGGUGUCCUUAAAGGUGCAGAGAGGUUUGACAACACGAGAGGAUAUCGGUUCUCAACAUAUGUUCAGUAUUGGAUUAGAAAAUCAAUGUUAGCAUUGUUAGCACAUCAUUCUAAACCAAUUCAAAUACCAGUCACUGUGGAAAGAUCUAUCAAGAGGAUACAGACAGCCAGGAGAACGUUUUAUGACGGAGAAGGUAGGUACCCAGAGGAUGAUGAGAUGGCUGAGCUCACUGGUCUUUCAUUAGCUAAUGUCAGAGUAGCUAGAAGAUGCUCUAGAGUUGCGGCUUCUCUAGAUAAAGAAAUUGUAGAUGGAUGGCGCCUAAAAUUUAUGGAAGUUACACCAGAUGCAUCAAUAAAAUCUCCUGACGCAAUUAUCGGGAGGCAGCACAUGAAUAAUGACAUUAUGGAGCUCUUGGAGAGCCUUGAAACAAGAGAGAGGCAAGUUAUACUGCUAAGAUAUGGCCUUAUAGAUGGAAGAUGCAAGUCUUUUGGUGAGAUUGCAAAGCUCAGUUGUGUAACCAAGGAAUGGAUUAGGAAAAUAGAGAGGACUGCUCUGUCAAAGAUUUGUAAAGAUGACAUUAGAAGAGAACUAAAGUGUUAUCUUAACUACAGAGAUUAAUUUGAUGGUUUGAUAAGUUGUCUACCAGCAGAUAUUCAUCUUGAGGGGACAUGUAAAUUUGACAUUGUGAAUAUUUAUAAGCGUAUAUGCAGGUUUUCUUGAUGUAUAAGCAGCAAUUUGUUAUA